AUGAAAGGGAUAAAUUCACAAACCCUCUGUGAGAAAAGGCAAAUUUUACCACAAUCCCACUUCAAAGUUUCAGCAUCCCUAAGUCAGGCCAAGAUGAAAGAAGAUAUGCUAAAAAGAAGGUGAUUAAGCUAAAGAAGAUCAUUAAAAAGGUACUAUCUCCUUUUAACUUCCUCUAAUCCCUCUUUCUCCCUUCUGUGCCUCCCAGUGUCCUCUUGACCCCUCAUAACGCCUAAAUUCUUAACUUCUUAACCCUAUUUCCCACUCAAAAUCCCACAAACGAUGACUGAUCGUUCCUCCAAAACUAUAUGCAGGCUCUAGAUUUCUAAAGGAGCUUUCAUAGCUGAAGGAAAGAGAGUCUGGGGAGGAAGAACAAUAGGGAACUUUUAGAGUGAUAAGUGGAGAUAAAAGGAGAAACAGGAGGAAGGAGGGAUUAAGAGAAUAGAGGUGGGAGUGAGUUGGAGGGAUUGUAAGGGGGCAGGGAUCGUGGUUGAUAUGUAGUGGGGUGUUUUGGAAGAAAGUGUAGGGGCAUUGGGAAGUGUGGAUUAGGAGAGGUAGUUUAGGAGAGAUGUUAGUAACUCAAAAAAUGGGCAAACCUUAUAAUAUAAAUCUUUCACUCUCCUAUCUACAUAUUUUCCUACCUUAAGAGCCCCCAAAACUCCAAAAUACCCCUAAAAAUACUAAAAACAACAUCCCCCAAAACCCCCUCAUCCCAACCCCCACAAUCCCCUUAACCCUACUCUCUAGCCUUCCAUUCCAACCCCCAUUCACCAAUCCUUCACAAAAUCCUUCAAAAUCUGCAUCUUUCCUCCAAAAAAUACCUCAUAAACUCCAGAACCAAAGUCAAA
This is a messenger RNA of Moneuplotes crassus, 845 nucleotides long. NCBI's taxonomy places the organism in Eukaryota, Ciliophora, Spirotrichea, Euplotida, Euplotidae. The record is from the annotation of a GenBank genome assembly.